GGCGUCUCAUUCACAACAAGUGUUACGUUUGUGUCCAAUAAACUGAAUGUUUGUUUGAUUGACUGAUUUGUUGUGUUGUUUUGGAUCCAAAAAAAACCGAUAAUUUUUUAGACCAAUUGGUUGGACAACACUAUCGGGUAUUUAAUUGAUUAAUAACUUUGGUUGUCAAUCAACCGUACGGACCAAUUGAUGGACACAACAAUACAUAUUGAUUUGAAUUGUCUGCUGUUGUGAUUGCAAUCUUGUGUUUGAAACGACUGAAGAGAACUUAACGAUUGAAGAGUGGAUUGUUUUGUCGAUUUAGAAGAAGAAGAAUAAUAAUAAUAAUAAUUAUAUCAAGAAAUGGAAGCGAUUAGCGAAUCGUCGGAUCAAUUGGUCAAAAGUGUCGACUGCUAUACAAGUCGUCCGUUAAUACUUCACGGCUAUAUCGGACCGUUUGUCUCAAUUUAUGUCAUAUUGAUCUACAAUUGGCUCAGCUAUUACUCGCAACAGGACUCGUCCCAAGAGAUCUGGUUCAUAGCCGUCGCACUGGUAGUUGUCGUCCAGAUAUUAGCCUAUCUGUUCAGCCAUUGGUCUGUUCAUUGCAAAAGUUUCUUUGCGUUCACCAAAACAUCUGGUCCCGGGUCGGCCACAUUUGUCAAAGUGGUUCCCACACCGAACAAUGGGUCGCCAGAGAUGGUACGUUUGCAUCACACAGCCAUCACUGACACCGGUGGUGACAAUAAGGAUGGCGGCGAAGAGAUAUGGUUUACAUUUCAAAAAACAAAAUAUGUUUACGAUUUUGAAUCGAAACGAUUUCAUGUCCUAUCGUUUCCGAUAAAUUUGGAGAUCACAGCCUACCAGAACUGGAAGGGCUAUCAGGACGACCAGGAGUUGGCCGGAAUUGAGCGGCGAUUUGGUCGAAACAAUCUGGAUAUGGAAGUACCCGAGUUUAUCGAACUGUUCCGCGAAAGGGCUACCGCACCGUUCUUUGUGUUUCAGCUGUUCUGUGUUGGCUUAUGGUGUUUGGACGAGUUCUGGUACUACAGUGUCUUUACUUUGGUAAUGUUGGUGGCAUUUGAGUGUGUCUUAGUUCAACAACAGUUGAGAAAUUUAUCGGAAAUCAGAAAAAUGGGAACCAAACCGUAUUCGAUACAAGUCUACCGAAACAGGAAAUGGAGAGCCAUUCAGACUAAUGAAUUAGUUGCCGGCGAUAUUGUCUCAAUUGUUCGAUCGCAGGACGAAAAUCUGGUUCCCUGUGAUUUGCUUCUCAUACGCGGCUCCUGUAUUGUUGACGAGUCGAUGCUGACGGGCGAAUCGGUACCCCAGAUGAAAGAACCAAUCGAAUCGAUUACCGAAAACAGAAAUUUCGAUAUCGAUAGUGACGGCCGAUUGCAUAUGCUCUACGGCGGAACCAAAGUUCUACAGCACACGGCACCGGUAAAGUUGGCCACUGGACUGAGAGCUGGUGAUAAUGGAUGUGUUGGCUAUGUUUUGCGUACCGGUUUCAACACAUCGCAGGGCAAACUGUUGCGGACAAUACUCUACGGCGUCAAGAGAGUGACUGCAAAUAAUUUGGAAACAUUUGCGUUCAUAUUGUUUCUGUUGAUCUUCGCGAUCGCUGCCGCCACUUAUGUCUGGAUUAAAGGAACCGAAGAUCCCAAACGCAACCGAUAUAAGUUGUUCCUCGAGUGUACACUCAUAUUGACAUCAGUGGUACCGCCAGAGCUGCCAAUUGAGCUCUCAUUAGCUGUCAAUACAUCACUGCUGUCGCUCUCAAAAUUAUUUAUCUAUUGUACGGAACCCUUUCGCAUACCAUUCGGUGGCAAAGUCGAUGUCUGUUGUUUUGACAAAACUGGAACACUAACCAGCAAUGAUUUGGUUGUCGAAGGUGUGGCCGGUAUUAAAGACAAAGAAAAAGUUUGUCCACUCAGCGAUGUACCCCUGGAUACGAUUCAGAUAUUGGCGACCUGUCACGCAUUGGUUCAACUAGAAGAUGGCUUAGUUGGCGAUCCGCUCGAAAAGUCUACACUGAAUGCUAUCGAAUGGAUGCUAACGAAAGCCGAUGCAGUGAUACCAAAGAAAGGCAAAUCACCGGGUCUUAAGAUAUUUCAUAGAUUUCACUUUUCAAGUGCUCUCAAGAGAAUGUCGGUUAUUGCCAGCUAUUCGGCGCCAAAUUCUUCGGAUAUCAUCUAUUUUUCGGCAGUAAAAGGAGCGCCAGAGAUAUUAAAACCAAUGUUUUCAAAAGUUCCCGAUAAUUACGAUGACGUCUACAUUGAAAUGUCUCGAAGAGGUACCAGAGUUCUGGCGUUGGGCCGGAAAACACUGGGAAUGCUAUCCCAUCAACAAGUCAGAGAUAUGAACCGAAAUGAUAUCGAAAAGAACUUAGAAUUUGGCGGCUUUUUGGUAAUUUCGUGUCCACUCAAACCCGACUCGAAAUCUGUUAUGAAAGAGAUAAUUAGUUCACAACAUCACACUGUUAUGAUUACCGGCGACGCACCGCUUACCGCCUGUCAUGUGGCCAAAGAGUUACACUUUGUGUCGAAAAAGAAGGAGACAUUGAUUUUGACCCCUAUUGACAAUCAAAAUGACUAUCAAUGGAUAUCGAUUAACGAAAAGACAAAACUCGAUUGCAUUCCCAAAGAUUUGAAACAAUUUUUCAAUUCCUACGAACUCUGUAUUACCGGCGAUGCACUUAACUAUUUGAUUGGCAAAGAUCUGAAAUUUUUUAAGAAACUAUUACCACAUAUCAGAGUUUUUGCCAGAGUUGCGCCCAAACAAAAGGAAAUCAUUAUAACUUCAUUGAGAAGUUUAGGAUUUAACACAUUAAUGACAGGUGACGGAACCAAUGAUGUCGGAGCUCUAAAGCACGCACACGUAGGAGUGGCACUGUUAGCCAAUGCACCGCUACAGGCAUCCGAUAUACCAAAGCCGAAAAAGGCGACGUCGUCGUCGACGACCAACGACUCGAGUGAAAUGAGCAAUAAUAUACCGCGCAAUCGGAUGAGAGGUCGACCGCACUCGGAACGUAACUCGGGAACUGGAUCGAGCACACGGCCACAGAAUCGGGCAGCCGAUACCCAACAGCAAUUGCAGCGAAUGAUACAGGAAAUGGAGGAACAGGACAAAGCAACAGUUGUCAAACUGGGCGACGCUAGUAUUGCCGCACCGUUUACAUCAAAAUUGUCGUCAAUUCAAUGCGUUUGUCAUAUCAUCAAACAAGGUAGAUGUACACUGGUUACGACACUACAAAUGUUCAAAAUACUGGCCCUCAACGCACUAAUACUUGCCUACAGUCAGUCCGUACUAUACUUGGAUGGCAUCAAGUUUAGCGAUGGACAGGCCACUCUACAGGGUUUACUACUGGCCGGUUGUUUCCUAUUUAUAUCGAGAUCACGGCCAUUAACCACACUAUCCUCUCGGCGACCAUUGCCCAACAUAUUCAACAUUUAUACGAUUCUUACAGUUUUAUUACAAUUUGCGGUCCAUUUUUGUACACUAAUCUAUUUGGUUAACGAAGCAAAAGUUCGGUCUCCGAAAGCGGACGAAAAGUUUGCUGAUUUAGACGCCGAGUUCAAAGCAUCUAUCAUUAACUCAACUGUUUAUAUCAUAUCUAUAUCACUGCAAGUGUCGACAUUUGCUGUUAACUAUAAGGGCCAUCCGUUUAUGGAAAGUUUGACUGAAAAUAAGCCCUUACUCUAUAGUAUUAUCGGCUCAUUUGUGGCAGUUAUCUGUUUGGUAACCGGUUUAUUACCCGAUCUGUCCAAUCAGUUCGGUAUUGUUGAGUUCUCAUUAGAUUUUCAAAAAGUGCUACUAUCGGUGCUGGCCAUGGAUCUGAUCUGUGCAUUAGCCGUGGACAGGAUUCUCGAGUUUCUCUUUGGUAGAGCAAAGUUAAAAAGUCUUUAAUAAUAAUGUAUUGUUUUUUAAAAUUUUUAAUUAAAUUAUAGUUUAGUUUUUUUUAAUUGAUAAUUUAAGUUUAUUUUCUAAAUGAUU
This is a messenger RNA of Oppia nitens, 3972 nucleotides long. Its product is annotated as endoplasmic reticulum transmembrane helix translocase-like. The record is from RefSeq and is a predicted model, not a curated record. Gene Ontology annotation, biological process: intracellular calcium ion homeostasis. Gene Ontology annotation, cellular component: endoplasmic reticulum membrane. Gene Ontology annotation, molecular function: ATP binding; ATP hydrolysis activity; P-type ion transporter activity. The transcript is spliced from 14 exons. The coding region runs from base 343 to 3885 and encodes 1180 amino acids. NCBI's taxonomy places the organism in Eukaryota, Metazoa, Arthropoda, Arachnida, Sarcoptiformes, Oppiidae.